Molecule: messenger RNA, 1146 nt
Organism: Rotaria socialis
Lineage: Eukaryota; Metazoa; Rotifera; Eurotatoria; Philodinida; Philodinidae
Source: the annotation of a GenBank genome assembly
AUGAAUAGAAAAGUAUUACCGGCAGUAACUUCCAUGAAUUCAGCGUCAAUGGCCAAUUUUAAUCGGAUGACACUUUUAAUGUCAAUAUCAGAAAUAACACCAAAUAUUUUUCUUUCGGGCCAAAUGGCAGCAACAAUUGAGCACGUACAAAAAUUGGGAAUAUCAUAUAUUUUGAAUGUUGCAGUUGAAUCAGCUCCUAUUGGCUAUCCGAAAAAUAUUAAAUUAGAAAAAUUCGAUAUAAUUGAUUUUCCAACAGCACCAAUAAGUAGUUAUUUUCCUUCAUUAACUGAUAAAAUUCAUGCUCAUCUUACUGCUAAUAAACAAAAUAAAGUACUUGUUCAUUGUAUGGCUGGCAUUAGUCGAAGUGCCACAAUUGUUUGUGCGUAUUUAAUGCGUUAUAUGAAUAUGUCCUUACGAGAGGCAUAUUUAUUGUGUAAAAAAAAUCGUCCAAUUUGCUUUCCAAAUUUAGGAUUCUGGAGUCAACUUAUUACAUAUGAAAAUCAGCUCAGAAAGGAAAAUAGUGUUAAAAUGAUACAAACUCAAUUUGGAAAUGUGCCCGAUGUUGCGUAUGAAGAGAUCAAACAAUUUCGUGCUCAACAACAAUUUUCAUCGAUGCAAUCACCUAUGUCAUCUUUCAGUUCUAGUAGUAAUAAUUCUACGACUAGCAGUAGUGCCAUCAGUGAUGCAGUUACUAAUCAAACUCGGCCAACUGCUCGAGAAACAUCCGUCAACAAUCCAUCUGGUCUUGCACGAUCACGGUCUUUAGCAGUAAAUCCAAAUGGUCGAACAGCAAUGGCUACUGCUUCAACAUAUAUUAACAAUUCAGUUUAUCAAUCACCCAUAUUUACACACAAUAAACAAACAUUCCUAAAUCCACCACGAUUUGGUGUCAAUCGUUCACUUUCUAAUGGUGGAUCACAUAAUCAUGGAAAUCCAUCUGGACCAAGUACAUCAUCAACAUCAUUUGCUAGUAAUCGAAGUGGAAAUGGUUCACCGAAUGCAAAACAACGACCAGUAAAUCAUAGACGCCACCAUCCAACCACUGUGACUGUGAAUACAGCAGCAACAACAAUAAAUAGUGAAGAUCAACGCUUAAAUUUUGAAACAACCUAUCGCUCAAGUUUUUUUAAACCAAUUGUUCCUUAA